UUUGUGUGCGGGGAAGGACACACAUUAACAAUUUGCAUGUGUAGAAUGGAAUUUUCCACUCCAACAGUUAGAAGUUGAUCGUGCUUCCAUUUGCGGUCUCUCUGUUACGCGAGUGAUCUGUUCGGACGUUAUCGCUGAAAAGAAUCUACGGCUGGUCAUUUUGCCCCGCCCCCGCCUCGCGCUCCGUCCAGUGCAGUAGCGAUGUCCCGUUGCUUGCGCGCCGCAGCAGAGACCCGCGCGACCUUCAGCCGGCAAUUCUGCGUCUCGUCCAUCAGUGCAAUCCUGAGCCACCAUGGAGGGUUGCCAUUUAUCCUGUUCGUUUUAUAACUGUAAGCGGACCUUCACGCACCCCGACUCUCUCAACAACCACCUGAAGGAUCAUCAUAAGGCCCCUGUACAGUCCCUGCCUGGUAAGUCCUUCUUGUGCUCGACGAUAGGAUGUGACGGAUCUUUCUCCAGCAUGCAGCAGCUGAUGGAUCACAUGAGGCAUCACCACAAGCCAAAUUAUUUCUUCCUAUGUGAGAGCUGUCGGGCCAAGCUCCGCUCCUACCGCACCCUCCUCAAGCACCUCCAGACGUGCGCCAAGGUCGCCAAAAGCAAAGUGGCGAAAGUGGAGGGAGGUCCAAUCCCCGACCCGACUCUUCCCAGCACUGAUUCCGAUUCUGCUGCUACUGUCCCAGCUGUAGCUGAAUCUCAGCAGAUGGAAUCUGAUCCCUCGGUGCCGUCUCAAGCUCUGAUCCAGGCAACUUCGUCAGAACAAGCGUCCUCGGCUCCUCUGGCAGAAUCUGCCCCUGCUUUUGAAGCUGUGAAACCCCAGAAUCAGAAUCAGCAGGAUGCUCCCUACAGCCCGUUUCCCCCCAGCCUGUCUCCUGCACCUGAACCCGAGCCACAGCGCUCGCCCAGAGUCGGACCGGUCGGCACGGUGACCUCCCCACCACAAACUCCGCCAGGAUCUAACGCCGUCUGGAGAAAGAACCAAGCAGACUUGCCUGCGCCCAUUUUGCACAGAUGGAACUCUCCUCAGGCUUUGAGUAGAGAGGAAGUCCAGUCCUUUAACAGCCGGAUCCUUUGGGAGCACACCAGGGGGCGCUACAGCUGCCUUCAGUGUGGUCACUCCACCGCUGAGCGCAAGGAGAUGACGGCACAUAUCGAGGGCCAGCACAGGAGCCCAGGGGCCAAAACUAACGACACGGAUCCAGCAGUCGGUUCACCUUCAUCCCUGGUGAAAACCUCAACACAUCCUGAGAACACGAAUUACACCCAGCUUUAGAGUCGCACCAGAUGAUAAACUUCAGAACUGGAAGGAUGUUGUAGCUCACAUGACAUGAACAGAUUGGAAAAGUCAGUAAUGCAGCAUGCACAUUCGUAUUUUAAAGCGACUAAGUAAUUAAUUUAUCACCGAAUCCCUCCAACAACUUGAUGUUCCACUUAUUUUCAUUUUUGAUUGUAAAUAUAGUGUGGGGUGUUUUUUGUUUGUUUUUUACCGUAGGUGUUGUAGCUCAUUUUAAGCAUCCAGUAGAAGCUCGUAUUUGCCUCAGUAGUGAUUUGUAGCUGAUUUAAAUUUGAUUGUACACGGAUGUAAGUGCAUCAUUUUUGUUCUUGCAAUGUUUUGACAUCGAAGUAAAAUAUUAAAAUGGUGUGAAAUUGCA
Molecule: messenger RNA, 1649 nt
Organism: Neoarius graeffei (lesser salmon catfish)
Lineage: Eukaryota; Metazoa; Chordata; Actinopteri; Siluriformes; Ariidae
Gene: znf414
Product: zinc finger protein 414
Exons: 9
Coding region: 293-1270 (325 amino acids)
Source: RefSeq, a predicted model, not a curated record